Messenger RNA from Vicia faba (fava bean), 1659 nucleotides. NCBI's taxonomy places the organism in Eukaryota, Viridiplantae, Streptophyta, Magnoliopsida, Fabales, Fabaceae. The record is from the annotation of a GenBank genome assembly.
AUGGCAUCCAAAUUUCUCAACCAUCAUGUCUCUUCUUAUCCCAAACUAUUUCUCACUUCAAUUGGUAAUUCAAAAAAUAAAAAAUUCUCUCACUCUCUCACCCUUCAUUCAUCUUCAACAAAACUAAACAAGACCAUCAAUGCUAAUAAUAAUGUCUUUGUGAGAUCCUCCAACUCUAAAGUCCAUUUUGCUUCGCCGAGAUUCGAGAUGGAGCCUGAUCCUUCACUUAUCAAUGAUGAUCUCAAGCCAACUACCCCAAGCCAAAGGACAUUUUCUGGGUUGGAAAUGGCUAGUCUAUGGAUAGGACUUGUUGUGGGAGUCCCUUCUUACUACCUUGCUGGAAGCCUUGUUGACCUUGGCAUGGCCUGGUGGCAAGGGAUAUUAACUGUGGUUGCAGCCAACAUGAUUCUUUUUGUUCCAUUGGUUCUCACUGGUCAUCCAGGUACUCGUUAUGGCAUAUCUUUUCCUGUUCUUGCUAGAUCAUCUUUUGGCAUCCAUGGUGCUCAUAUUCCCACCCUCCUAAGAGCCUUAGUUGGUUGUGGUUGGUAUGGAAUUGAAACAUGGAUUGGCGGUGAGACAAUUUUCAUUCUUUUGCCAAAUUCAAUAAAACUAACUACAUUAUCAAAAUCUCUACCUUGGCUUGGCACUUCCCCAUUAGAAUUUUUUUGCUUCCUAGUCUUCAUGGUUGCUCAAUUAUUAAUUGUGUGGAAAGGAAUUGAAGGGAUAAGAAAGCUUGAGAAGUACUCUGCACCAAUACUCAUUCUACUCACUUCCCUCCUCUUACUUUGGUCUUAUGUUAAUGCUAAUGGCUUUGGUCAUAUGCUUUCAUUAUCCUCUAAACUCUCGAAUUCCGAAUUUUGGUCUUUGUUUUUCCCUUCUCUUACUGCUAAUAUAAGUUUUUGGGCUGCUCUAGCUCUAAACAUUCCUGAUUUUACAAGAUAUGCUAAGAGCCAAAAUGAUCAAAUUAUUGGUCAAGCUGGUCUUCCAAUUUUCAUGGGUGCAUUCACAUUUGUUGGUAUAGUAGUAACAUCAUCAACAAAAGUUAUAUUUGGUUAUGUUAUUUCCAACCCAAUUCAACUACUUGGUAAAAUAGGUGGCUUUGCAACUACAAUAUUUGCUAUACUUGGUAUAAGCCUAGCUACAAUCACAACCAAUAUUGCUGCUAAUGUUGUUGCACCUGCAAAUGCUCUUGUGAAUCUUAAUCCAAUGUUGUUUACUUUUAGAAGAGGAGCUAUAGUGACAGCUUUUCUUGGAAUUGUUUUUCAACCUUGGAAGCUUCUUAAGUCAAGUGAGAGUUUUGUUUAUACUUGGUUAGUUGGAUAUUCUGCAUUGAUGGGUCCUAUUGGAGGGAUUAUUCUAGUGGAUUAUUAUCUUGUGAAGAAAACUAAUUUAAACAUUGAAGAUUUGUAUUCAAGAAAUCCUCUUGGUGCUUACUAUUACUCAAAGGGAUUUAAUGUGGCAGCAAUUGUGGCUCUAGUUGUUGGAAUCUUACCUGUGAUUCCUGGCUUUUUCCAUAAAGUUGGAACAUUCAAAUCAGUUUCUGAAAUGUUUGUUGUAAUUUAUAAUAAUGCUUGGUUUGUUAGCUUCUUUUCUGCAGGUUUGGUUUAUUGGAUUCUAUCAUGUUUGAAAAAGAAAAGGGAUGGAAAUCAAUGUUCCUAA